AUGAGUACCGCAGUUGACAUCCGGCCAUUCCACCUUUCCAUCGACAACACACAGCUGGUUGAUUUGCAAAAGCGUCUCGAUUUUGUUCGAUGGCCUGACAAUGAGACUGUGCCCGGCUGGACGCAAGGAGCCCCAGCCUGGUUCAACAGCUAUCCUCAGUUUGUUGCAGGUGUGGACGGGGAAGAAAUACACUUUCUUCGUAUUAAGUCUUCGAACAAGAAUGCGUUGCCUCUGCUGCUGAUCUACGGCUGGCCAGGCUCCGUGCUGGAGUUUCGGAAAGUCGUUGAUCCUUUGAUCAACCCAGAAGCUCAUGGCGGUUCUGAAGAAGAUGCUUUCCACCUCGUCGUUCCAUCUUUGCCAGGCUAUGGAUGGUCGUCGAAACCCAAAGCCGCGGGAUGGAAUCACCAACGCAUCUCGGAUGCAUUUGUUACUCUCAUGGAAUCUUUGGGCUAUGACCGUUGGGUCGCUCAAGGUGGCGACUGGGGCGCAGACAUUGUUGCGAUCAUGGCGAGUAACAAGCCUCCUCAAUCUCUUAUUGGCGUACACAUGAACAGUGUCUUCUUCGAAGCCCACAAAGAGAUCGCGAACGAGCCAUCAAACGUCGGCGAAGAGCUUGCUCUGAAGAGACAGCUACGACUUGAAGAAGACGAGAAUGGGUAUUUCAAGCUUCAAGCUACUCGCCCUCAGACCAUCGCCUACUCAUCAGCAGACUCUCCCGUCGGGCAAGCGGCUUGGAUAUACGAGAAAAUUUACCACUGGACACAGCAUUCCGGCGACCUACAGGAAGUUCUGACUAUGGAUGAGAUCCUGGACGACAUUAUGGUUUACUGGUUGAGCAACUCAGGCGGCUCAUCGGCGAGACUCUACUGGGAAGAUGACGAUAACACCGCCCUGCCCAUCUCCAUCCCAGUCGGAGUGAGCAUCUUCCCGGGUGACCUUAACUACGCACCCCGAAGCUGGGGCGAACGAUACUACUCUAAUAUCGUGCACUGGAGAGACGUUGAGAAGGGCGGUCACUUUGCCGCAUGGGAAGUUCCAGGUCUAUUCGUGAGGGAGGUUAGAGAUACGUUCAGGCACGUCCGAUGA
This is a messenger RNA of Zasmidium cellare ATCC 36951, 1086 nucleotides long. RefSeq lists its product as uncharacterized. Gene Ontology annotation, molecular function: epoxide hydrolase activity. Bases 1 to 1086 code for a protein of 361 amino acids. The record is from RefSeq and is a predicted model, not a curated record. The transcript is spliced from 2 exons. Gene Ontology annotation, biological process: epoxide metabolic process. Lineage: Eukaryota; Fungi; Ascomycota; Dothideomycetes; Mycosphaerellales; Mycosphaerellaceae.